AAUAAACGUAAACACUGGGCGUCUGUGCCCAUGGAGUCUGAUCUGAUUGUCGUAUGUCACACCGAUCACACGUUAUAAAAGAGUAUGGCUAAUGAAGACAAAUAUCGACUAGACAGAUCAACAGAUGAAACAUCAUAUGAAGCACCUAAGGGUCGUACGUUGGCAAUCAUCAUAGGCGUUAUCGUUCUCAUUGUCUGCGUCAUUGUCGUCUCUGUGACAAUAUCUGUGGUCGCCGCCAGUUCUAAAGGCAAAUCACAACAAGAUAUUAUAACUGUGGUACCGGGAACUGCGACCACAGUGAAAACGGGGACAAUCAAUACUAUGUCGAAGUUGACAACAGUGACGCCGACCACACAGCCGAUACCACGAUCACCACUGCGUCUGUUUGGAGGCAAUGAUACACAGGGCGGUGUGGAAGUGUGGCAGAACGAUCAAUGGAUUGCAAUAUGUGGACUUAGAACAGAUUUCACAUACGCGGAGGCCAAGGUUAUUUGCAGACAUUUGGACAUCAGGGGCGGUGCGUCACCUCGCUACAACAGUCAUUUUGGUCAUGGUUCAGCAACCUCCUCUUUCGUGCUGAAGAAUCUGCAUUGCCAUGGUAACGAGCAGACCAUUGACCAGUGUGAAUGGACAAUAUCUCAGGACGUGUCAUGUCUUCAAUAUUUCACUGUUGGAGUCGUGUGUGGAAUAAGAGCAGACUCGUUAGCCGUACGAUACGAACAAGGCAAUUUGACAAAGGGUGGAUAUAUACAGGUGUUUCGCGGUGCAUCAUGGGAUACAUUAUUGCUACAGGGUUGGCAUGAAUCAUGGGAUACGAGUAGGUUCUUUUCUACCGCCGUAGUUGCUUGUCACCAACUCGGUCACGGGAGAGAUGUACAGUAUAUCUACCAAGAACCAAAGUACCUUGGACCGCGUUAUCUGCAAAUGGUUUGCCAUGGUACAGAGUCUUCUCUUGCCGAAUGUAUCGAUGACGGUUAUACCGACUUUUACACACAAUUUCCGAUGACUGUUGAAUGUGAUUAUAUUGUGGAGCAAUUUGAUCUACGAUUGAUGGAUGGGAUUGGUGACUUUGAAGGGGGCGUAGCCAUAUCCGCAAAUGGAGUAGAUGGCCUUUUAUGUUAUGAAGACAUGAAAAAUCCCACCAGAGUGCCAAAUGUCAUUUGCACGGAGCUAGAUCUAGGCGGAGACCCUUCCUCAUCCGUGAACUACUUGACAAAUUUCAAUCAAGAUAUGCAGACCACCGACAUCUUAGCAAUGUUUCUGGUUCGUGAUUGGUCAUGUAAAGGUUCAGAGUCAAACAUCCGGGAAUGCAGUACACUAGGUUUUAUAGAGGGCACCCUCCAGGAGUGGAACUACCCGUGUGUCCAGCCGAGGCUAGUGUGUAAUCUUACAUCAAUAGAUAUCCGAUUAGUAAAUGGACGGAACGUGAAAGAGGGAAAAGUAGAAGUGUCAAUGAAUAGAUUACCAUGGAUGGGUAUGGUGGCUGUUGCCGGUUCGUCAUCAAACUUCCCGAUUGUCGGUGUCAUAUGCAGAGAACUGGGUUAUCAACAUGAAGCUAUGAGAGUUCAGUACCAAUUUGGUGAUGGCACCCUGGAACGCCGUCAAUUUAACUGCGAUGGUGAUGAGACCGCCCUCAUACAGUGCAGUGAUGCAGGAAUGGCUACGUGGGGCAGUGGUCAGUCGAUAAAUGAUUUACAAGUGGUGUGUAACGUCAAUAUGAGCACAUUCGACGUCCGUCUAGUUGGAGGAAGUACAGCCAAUGAAGGAAGACUUGAAGUAUCGCUCGAGGACAUAUGGGGCACGGUUUGCCACACCUAUGGAUUUGGACAUGAAGAAGCCGUUGUUGUUUGUAAAGAGCUGGGGUUUGGAUAUAGUAGCCCACAGGUAGUGUAUGCAAGGACGGACUUCGGAGUAGGAACUGCAGACAUAUUAAUGCAAUCUGUGAAUUGCCAUGGCAAUGAAACCUCAUUGGCACAGUGCGACCACAACGGAUGGGGAUUUACGUCCUGUCAACACAGCACUGAUGUUGGAUUGAUUUGCCUGUAAUACGGCGACACCAAGACACGCAACGAAUUCGAACGACUAGCCAUUGCUUUAAAAAUGUUAUAUCGUGAGACUUCUUAUAUAUAUAAAAAUAUAUAUAUCUUUA
Saccoglossus kowalevskii is the source of this 2149-nucleotide messenger RNA. RefSeq names its product scavenger receptor cysteine-rich domain superfamily protein-like. The record is from RefSeq and is a predicted model, not a curated record. Lineage: Eukaryota; Metazoa; Hemichordata; Enteropneusta; Harrimaniidae. Gene Ontology annotation, cellular component: membrane.